AUGGACGACCAUAGCGCAACGGUAAAGCGCAUCGCCGAGGUCGUCAAGGACCUGCACUCGCGCCAGAAGCCCUUCCGCAUCUUCCACGGUUCCACUAGCAGUACACGGCCCGCCCAUGGCCAGCGCGUCGUCGACAUCAGCGAGCUACGCCAUGUGUUACACAUCGACGCCGCCGCCGCUGUCGCCGUUGUCGAGCCGAAUGUCCCCAUGGACCAGCUCGUCGCCGCGACCUACCGUUGCGGCAUGGUGCCGCCGGUCGUGAUGGAGUUUCCUGGCAUCACCGUCGGCGGCGGCUUUGCCGGAUCGGCCGGAGAGAGCAGCUCCUUCCGCUACGGGUACUUUGAUGAGACCGUCCAGUCAAUCGAGAUGGUCCUGGCCAAUGGGGACGUCAUCAACGCGUCCGAGACUGAAAAUCCAGACCUCUUCAAGGGUGCGGCGGGGGCCCUGGGGACCCUAGGAAUCGUCACAAAGCUGGAGUUGCGGCUGAUCAAGGCCAAGAAGUUCGUCAAAGUCAGCUAUCACUCCUACUCAACAAUCCCAGAGGCAAUCGCCGCGAUCCAGCGCGAGACGAACCUGGCGCACAACGACUACGUCGAGGGUCUCGUCUUCUCGAGAACCAGCGCCGCGGUCGUGACGGGGCAUCUGACGGAUGAUCUGCCCGACAAAGGCCGGCCGCAGACAUUUAGCAAAUCCAAAGACCCCUGGUUUUACUUGCAUGCCCGGAAACGGAUCGCAAAUGGGACCCCGACGCCGGAUUACGUGCCACUGCAGGACUAUCUCUUCCGAUACGACCGCGGCGCCUUUUGGAUGGGAGAGUUGGCUUUCAAGUACUUUGGCUUCGUCCCCUUCAACAGAAUCACCCGGCGCGCCGUCAACAGGCUCAUGAACACGAGGACACUAUACAAAGCCGGCCUCGGUGGCGGUAGCCGCAUGACCUUCAGGUACUUGGUGCACGACCUCUCACUACCGUACACCACGGUCCAGGAGUUCAUCGACUACGUUGCGGACAACCUCGAAAUAUGGCCGCUCUGGUUGUGUCCCCUGCGCGCCAUCGAGUCACCCAGUUUUCACCCUUACACAAUGGAGCCCGGUGGAGAAUCAUCCCAGCCCAUGCUUAACGUGGGAGUCUGGGGCCUAUCGUCUAAAAAGAUCGACAGGUUCAUCCGCCAGAACCGCGAGCUAGAGGCAAAGCUGAUCGAGCUGGGCGGUCGCAAGGUCCUUUACUCCCACGCCUACUACACCGAAAAGGAAUUCUGGGACAUGUACGACAAGGACUGGUAUACGAGGCUACGAGAGCGCUAUAGCGCGACGAGCCUGCCCACUGUCUACGACAAAGUGACGGUUAACGUGAGCAGAGAACGGGAGAAGAAGUCUUUCAAAGACAAGGUUGCCGUAUCAUGGCCUUUUGCGGGCCUCGUCGGAGUUUGGUCUGCGAUUCGGAAAUGA
Messenger RNA from Colletotrichum spaethianum, 1446 nucleotides. RefSeq names its product delta(24)-sterol reductase. Gene Ontology annotation, molecular function: Delta24(24-1) sterol reductase activity; FAD binding. Gene Ontology annotation, biological process: steroid metabolic process. Gene Ontology annotation, cellular component: cytoplasm; membrane. Lineage: Eukaryota; Fungi; Ascomycota; Sordariomycetes; Glomerellales; Glomerellaceae. Bases 1 to 1446 code for a protein of 481 amino acids. The record is from RefSeq and is a predicted model, not a curated record. The transcript has a single exon.